AAGCCAGACGUUGUCAGAGAGACGUAGAAAGAAGGCUGUGGUACCACACCCACUCUCCCACUUGCUGCACAUCCCCACACUACUGCUAUGUUUCAUGACUUUGCAGGAACUAUGUUUUGGUAGUUAGUGUGCAGCGGCUUCUUUUUGUGUGCCUGACUUUGUCGUCUCCUAGAGGUGUCCCUCACUGGAAUUCCAUCCUUCUUCUUGGACUCUUUCUCAGACCAAUGCUGACCGAGCCGUGUGGAGCCAUGUCGAUGCCGGGCUCCGAUGUCCGAGAGCUGACUCUCCUGACUUCAGGACCACCCGUGCCCUCCUUAGGUGGAUCUGCAGGGGGCUGCGGCCAGUGGACCCAACUCUUGGACCUCCAUCCCAGCUCUCCUUACAAUUCCAUGUCUUCCCACCACUCCCUCAUCAAACAGGAACCCAACUGGUGUGCUGCGGACACUAUUGAGGACCCCCACUGUGGACUCGGGGCCUUCACGGUGCACUUCUCGGGCCAGUUUACAGGCUCAAGCCCAUGUCGAGUCGGGGCCUUUGGAGAGCCAGCAACAGGCCAGGCUAGGGUUUUCCCCAGUGGGACCUACCUCCCCAGCUGUGUGGACAGCCCUCCUGCACCCAGGAACCAAGGUUAUGGUGCAAUGAGCUUAGACGGGAACCCCAGUUACGCUCAGACGGCACCUCACCACACCCCUCAACUGUCCAGCCUGUCCUUCAAACAUGAAGAUGCACUGUCGCCGCCACACAACAUCGUUGAGCAGCAAUACCCUCCUCCUUCCACUGUGUUUGGGUGCCACAAUUCUGCGGAAUCAUGUCCGAGCAACCAAGCCCUGCUUCUGAGAAACUACAACAGUGACAACCUGUACCAAAUGGCGUCUCAGCUGGAGUGUGUCACAUGGAACCAGAUGAACUCGCUUGCAUCUUCCAUGAAGAGCGGCCAUGCACCCAGCUAUGAAAGCGAACACACAGCCGCGCCCCCGCCCAUGCUGCUCAGCGCCCAGUACCACAUUCACACACACGGCGUCUUCAGGGGGCUUCAGGAUGUCAGACGAGUUCCUAGUCUGGCUCCUUCUGUUGUGAAGUCAUCAGAAGCCGAAGCCCAGAAGCGUCCUUUUGUGUGCACCCAUCCUGGCUGCAACAAGAAGUACUUCAAACAGUCACAUCUUCAGCUGCACGGACGCAAACACUCGGGAGAGAAACCGUACCAGUGCGAUUUUACAGACUGCGGUCGGGGAUUCUCUCGCUCGGACCAGCUGAAGCGGCACCAGCGCAGACAUACAGGAGUGAAGCCUUUCGAGUGCGAGACGUGUCAGCGAAAGUUUGCACGGUCAGACCACCUUAAGACUCACAUUCGGACUCAUACAGGUAAAACAAGUGAGAAGCCGUUCACCUGCCGCUGGCCCAACUGUCAGAAGAAGUUUGCCCGCUCCGACGAGUUGGUGCGCCACCACAGCAUGCACCAAAGGAACCUGACCAAGCUGCAGCCGGCCAUCUGAGAAGAGGACAAAGAGGACGGUGCCAGCCAAAGAGAAGGCUGGGAGCCAGGUCAGGGGUCAUGGUGCCUUGCCAAAUGUGCAUAGGCGGAGAGCACAGCUGAUGCACACAAGAUGCACUCUUUUUGGGUCAUUUCCACUCCCAGCCCAGGAAUGAUUUUUCAUAGCACUCUUUUGUUUUCUUCCACAAAAUGUGCUAAACUGGAUUGAGGAAAUGAAGAGGCUGUAAAUACACAACAUGCACACCUAAUAACUUUGUACAUACUGUAUGUGGCUUUCUUUUAUACACAUUCCUUUUGUAUGUUCUAUGUUUUGUACAUCUAUAAAUGUGAUCUACAUCACUCUUAAGUGUGUGUCAGCUUAUAAGAGGCCACCUAUGAGAAUUGAUGGGGGUUGGGGGGUGACAGGUAGUAAAACAGCACCACGCUGACGGGGUGCAGGGCUCACCCCCCUAAAUCUAAGUUGCACAUCUUCAUAACUGGAAACAUCUGGAGCUUAAUAAAUCUCUUCUUUUUUUUUAAAUACCAAAAAAAGAACACAUACCAAGCCUCCUGCAGGGCCCCUACUUGCACCAUUAAAACCCUUUUGAUAUGCACAGAAGUACUGAGAAAAAGUUGCUAACCACAUUGCAGCAUGUGGUAAGUGAGGAUGUACCAGGGGCCCAAACACAGGGGAGUCCCUAGAGUAUUGUAAAGUUAAAAAAAAUUUUUCCUUCUAUUUAAAUAUGUAAGUUACAAAAUAAGAUGUCAUAAAUGGUUCGUUCCACCUGAAUAAAUCUAUCUUCGAACACUUCACUCAACACAGACGUCAUCAAAGCUCACCUUAAAGCAUUCACACACCGCCAAAGGCAUUUUGGAAUAAGGAUGAGGUGACAGAAGAAAUAUGGAAAUAUAAUACAUCUUAUUUGCGGCAGCAUACAUGUUUCACUUUUGCAUCUCAUUGCACGUAUCUGCGGUGCGUCCAAGGACCCUUAAAUAAAGUUAGAAACCGAGGUGUCACUAGUUUUUAAACCGGGUGAGACAUAACUCCCAGGGGAUGUACUCAUGAUAAUCAUAAUGAUGUAUUAUUAUGAUUUGUAUUAUCCACUGAUGCUAAUCCUAUGUGUACUAGCUGAUCUGUAUUUCACACUCUGAAGUAAAGGAAAACUUUACAUAAUUAUAUUCCUAUAUAAUGACAGGUUAUAUGCUUGUUUAAAAUCAGCUUCUGGCCUCUUUAUAUUGAAUUUGUUAGCACUUUUUGUAAAAAAAAAA
Nerophis lumbriciformis (worm pipefish) is the source of this 2740-nucleotide messenger RNA. RefSeq names its product WT1 transcription factor b (gene wt1b). Gene Ontology annotation, biological process: regulation of transcription by RNA polymerase II. Gene Ontology annotation, molecular function: RNA polymerase II cis-regulatory region sequence-specific DNA binding; DNA-binding transcription factor activity, RNA polymerase II-specific. Lineage: Eukaryota; Metazoa; Chordata; Actinopteri; Syngnathiformes; Syngnathidae. Gene Ontology annotation, cellular component: nucleus. The record is from RefSeq and is a predicted model, not a curated record.